AUGGAAUAUGAGUACUUGAAGAGAUGGUUCGGAUUGCUGACUGAACAAAACCGAAGGCUUCAAUGGGAAGUGGAGGAGCUCCGGGAGAUGAAAGUAGCAUCGCCGACAGUGAUAUCACCUCACAGUUGUGAGCCUCUACCGGCGUCGACCCUUACAAUGUGUCCUCGGUGUGAGAGUGUGCCUAUAACUACAACAGCUGCCCUUGACAAGGGUUCCACAAAAAUGACUGUAGCUGCCACCACCGGCACCACUGCCGCUGCAUUGUCGUCUAAAGUUGGGACACAAGCCCUCCAAUCAAGGCCAUCUUCGGCGGCUUGUUAG
Messenger RNA from Hibiscus syriacus, 321 nucleotides. Its product is annotated as homeobox-leucine zipper protein HOX3-like. NCBI's taxonomy places the organism in Eukaryota, Viridiplantae, Streptophyta, Magnoliopsida, Malvales, Malvaceae. The coding region runs from base 1 to 321 and encodes 106 amino acids. The record is from RefSeq and is a predicted model, not a curated record. Gene Ontology annotation, molecular function: sequence-specific DNA binding. Gene Ontology annotation, biological process: regulation of DNA-templated transcription. The transcript has a single exon.